Molecule: messenger RNA, 3216 nt
Organism: Saccostrea cuccullata (small rock oyster)
Lineage: Eukaryota; Metazoa; Mollusca; Bivalvia; Ostreida; Ostreidae
Product: ubiquitin carboxyl-terminal hydrolase 16-like
Exons: 21
Coding region: 1558-3195 (545 amino acids)
Biological process (GO): protein deubiquitination
Cellular component (GO): nucleus; cytosol
Molecular function (GO): cysteine-type deubiquitinase activity
Source: RefSeq, a predicted model, not a curated record
CUUGUAUAUGCACUUCAUCAAUAUAUAUUUGGACAGUGAGUUUCGAUUUUCAUUCAUGGAAUUUUUAUUUUACAGAAAACAACUGCACGUACUCGUAACAAUUUUUGAAAGGGUGACAAAGAAAGAUGUCUCUUACAAUUUUUGUUAAAAUGUCAACAAGAAACAAAAGUGAAACAAUUACCGUCCAGAAGUCAGAUGAAUUUUUGAAGAUAUUUGAAACCCUGGCUGGAAGAGUAGGAAUUGAGCUUCAACACAUUCGACUGACAUUUAGUGGCAAGGAAUACAGACAUGAUCAACCGGAAGCUCGGAAAAGAAUAGAGGACAUUGGGAUUAAAGACCGCUCUACAUUGUUUAUGGUCUCAAGAUUACCGGGAGGAUUUUUAUGAUAGGCUUAUACAUGUUAUAAACGAGCUUUGUCAUUACAAGACAUUUAGACGUAACCCACGCCACUUAUCGAAAAGUGAUAUAUUUCUUUGUGUGUGAAUGGAUAUGUUGCAUUCAGCCUCAUUUUUUCAAUACAUAAUGUGACUUUCCGCAAAUGUUUUAAUGUUUUUGUUGAGCAUUUUUUUUAAAUAAAUAAAUUGUUUUAAAAAUUUAUUGGUUUUAUUACAUGUUUUUUUCCAAUAUUCCUUUGGAUUGCGAUUUCAGACUGAUUUCAGUCAAUUUCAUAUACUUAGAGUUAACAUUUCCACUUACCCUUUUUACUUAUCAAUUGGUGAUUGCCUAUAUUAUUGACAAGCGUUGAUUCUAUACAACACCUCCGGAAAAAGUCAGACCCAUGAGAAUGAUUAUAUAGAUAUUUAUAACAAUUAAGGUGAUUAUUAUCUUCCGUUAGAUAUAUACAUUGUAUGUUGCAAAAAUCAUUGGUGUGUAUGGGUAUGGUUAUUACUUUCACUUGGCCUGCAAGUAUUAUUUUGAUUGCGCAAGAAUAAUUUGAUAGUUGUGUAUUUUUUUAAAUUUUAUCCUACUGGUUCAAUUGUUAAUUUAAAAAAAAGGAUAGGUAUUCUUUAAUAGUUUUAUCCAAUGGAACAUAUAAUAAAAGUGUUCAUAAGCAGAGUGCAGGAGUUUAGGAAUUUUGGUAUUUGCGCCCCUAACUACUGAUAUAACGGGUGCAUGCAAACUGAGUUUGACUAGCGAUGCAUAGUCAUCAUUAAAAUACAGAAAAGUUUGAAUAUGUGUAUAUGGGGGAAAAUCUCUCAGAGAUAUAAGCGAAAUUGUUUUAUGUAUUUUAUGCAUACAUAUACAGCGAUCAGAGUACUUUAAAAUUUCCUUUCAUCGUUUGAAAGUGGCAUAAAGAUUUUCUAAUGCUAUAUGUAGUGUAUUAGUAAUUAAGGAACACAAAAAUAGCCCUGUUUUAGUGUUCUAAAAAGUUUUUUAAACCAUUCCAAUUUCAAUAUUUACAAAUCAAUACUUCUACGAUUGAUACGUACACUAUAUAUAUUUUUAGGAAGUCCGUUUCUAGUUCCACUUUCGUUUUCACAAUUACAUGGAAAACAGUAUCAUAGAUACGAGUGUUAUCAAAAACAUAAAUCUCGUUGCCAUUCUAUCAAUCUUUGUAUGAAGUGCUGCGAAAAAGAAACAAUGCCAGAGGACAGAAAUCCUCGAAAUAUUCGAGGACGACAGAUUCGUCAAAGAUUAGCAAAAAUAGCUGAACAGAAUGUACAACAUUCAAAGCAAGUGCAGGGGCAUUACAAUUCGACAAAACCUGGUGUACACAUGGCCAGAAAAAGCUCUGCUCCAUGCUUGCAUCAAAGUGCCAUAGAAAGAAAACCUGAAUUGUAUACCAUAAGGGACCUGAAUAAAAGUGGAAAUCUUAGACCAAGAAAGCAAAAUCAAGGUCAUACAUCACGAUUUCCAAAUAUAAAUGAGAAAGAUGAUACAAAGCCAGUGUACACUAGAUCAAUGCUGCCUAGAUUUGACAAAGAUUUUAGUGACAAAACUGGCGAUCAGUACCCUAAAAUCAGUGAUGCAAGAGAUUCAAUGAGGCCAGCUUCUACAGAACGUAAUAGACACAUUAAGGAUAAUAAACAAAACCAAAGUACAGAAAUUAAAGGAAAGAAUACUCAUUAUCAUGUAGUUUCCAGACACACGGAGAAGCGACAGGUUCAUUCGUUUGGGACAUCCGCAGUGUUGAACAAAGAAAGAGUACCAGAGUACAGUUAUAAUUUAAAACAAGAUGAGAAUUUACACCAUGGAGAGGUGUCUAAAGGAGAAAGUAUCCAGAAAACUGAUCAACCUACCCAUUCCACUAACGAAUCUACAGUGCAGGGGAGGGAACCACCAAAGGGGCUUCCUAACAUAGGGAAUACUUGCUACGCCAACUCUUUACUUCAGGUAUUAGGGCAAACACCAUUUCUGUAUGAAAGAUUGUUUUCCUGCAAGGAACGUGUUUCCACUGGUUUUAACCAACAAAUGAAAACAACAGUCACAAGUGCCUUUCGCAACCUACUACAGUCAAUGAAGUCAGAGACCUUUGAACUAAAAUCAGGCCCAAUAGCAAUGUUAAUGAACGCUGUUUCGAGCAGGGAACGUGAAUUUCGAAUAGGGCUCCAAAAUGAUUGUCACUCCUUUUUGCUAACACUGUUGAGUGAGUUAUAUGAUGAAAACCAGGCAAAAGACACAACAAUUGUAUUCGAAAUAGAUAUGGUUGACGAAUUUUCUUUUGAUUCCUGUGAUCAUAAAGAAGUCACUGAUACUCAGAUUAUGAGAAGCCUAACCAUUCCUUCAGAAUCAUAUAAUGUUGAUGAAGGUUUAAAAACACUUCUUUAUGAGGAGGAAUUUGAUGAGGCAGAUGUCCCUUGUAGAGAAUGUAAAUCAGAUGGAUUUUUGUCACGAACAGGGAAAACAAGAAAAGCAAUGAGAUUUCGUACCUUGCCAAAAGUACUCGUACUUCAGCUCGGGUGUUUUCAGGAGAUGAGCUAUGGUGGUCACCUUCAUAUUGCAAAGUCUUUCAAAAGAAUCGCCUUUCCUGAAAAAUUGAGAGUACCACAAUCGAAUGGAGGCACUGUGACUUAUCAUUUAUAUGGAGUUGUGAACCAUCAUGGCUCAGUAUAUGGUGGUCACUACACAUCAUUUGUAAAACACCAUAGCGAUACAGGGCAUUGGUACUAUUGCAAUGACAGCCAUGUAAGACAUUCGACACUGUUGGAGGCUUUAAAAUCUCAUGAUGCAUAUCUGCUUUUUUAUACCAUAUGAUAUUAUUAAAGUAUUCAUUUA